AUGGAACUGGAGAUUUAUGCGAAUAUGCAACCAACAACAUUGUGGGAAAUAGUCAGCUUACCAACUCUUGAGAAGCGUUACGGAAAAGACAUUAUCAGUAAAACUUGUUUACAAAGAGGGGGCGGAGAAAAAUGUCGAGAAAGUGGGUCAAAUUUACAAACCAGCAGUAGAGAUGAAACCUUUGUUUGCCAACAAUGUGGAAAGAAUUUCAAAUCAAAGUGGCAUUUAAAUGUGCAUAAGCGAACUCAUACUGGUGAGAAACCUUAUGUUUGUAAACAAUGCGGAAAGUGGUUUCCGAAAUCAUCUCAUUUACAAGAGCAUAAGCGAACUCAUACAGGAACAAAACCUUAUGUUUGCAAACAAUAUGGGAAGUGUUUUUCACGAUUAUCUCAUUUACAUAGGCAUGAGCGAAUUCAUAUUGGAGAGAAGCCCUAUGUUUGUAAACAAUGUGAAAAGGGUUUUUCACAACUGUCUAGUUUACAACAGCAAUAA
Messenger RNA from Styela clava, 492 nucleotides. Lineage: Eukaryota; Metazoa; Chordata; Ascidiacea; Stolidobranchia; Styelidae. The record is from RefSeq and is a predicted model, not a curated record.